GUCGCGCGUAUCCGACUCGUAGGCAAAGUCGAAAGUAUUACUCGUGGGGAACUUCGUGGACCGAAAGUGGUGGACGCACGGCCGCCGUCCGACCGCGGCCAAUGCCAGUCACCAGUGAAACGUGAAACGCGAAACUGGGCGAAAGUUUUGUCCUGAUCGCUGGUCGAGGAGGGAGACCACGAUUUGUCGUGAAUUCGUACCGAUUCUUUAUUAGAGCUCGUCCACACCAUCCGGACAGCUCAUUCGGGUAACGAGUGUCGCGUUCUGUCCUCGCACCUGUUGUGUUCGCGUACCUUGUUCGGUUACAGUACUCUGUUAUUUGUUUAGAGUAUUUUGACCGUGGAAGAGGAAGUGCAGUCGUGGUCGAAGGAAGGCUACACCUUUCGUUAUAAAUGCGAAGAAGACUCCCUUCCACCAGCGAUCACAAGCCUAAUUGCUCUACGGAACGUCCGAUUCCCCCGGUCGCAACAAAAGACGCCAAGAUAAUUCAGACAUGCACGAGGGUAAGCUGUGACCAAGCUGAAGAAGAAGAGGACCAAACAUGACGCGAUCAGGGGAAAAGCUUCCUUCGAUUUCGUUGGUACUCCGCUGGUUUACCUUGGCGACGUUCCUGGUGGUCGUUGACCGUCUUGAUCUUGCGACAGGGUGCCAGUUUUACCCAAUAGGAGAGUAUCUGAAGUUUGUUAGAGUACCGGAAAAUCUGGCUAAAGGCACGGAAAUUCUAUCGCUAGAAGCUCAUCCGAGAAAUCAUAUUUCAAUAAUGCCAGUCGAUAAAGACGAAGACGCUCGUUUCUUCACGCACAGGGAGAUGAAUAGGACGCACGUCUCUCUGGUGCUGGCCCAGUCUUUGGAAGACCUGGUGGACGCGGAGAUGCCUAGAAAUCUGCUCAAGUUCCGCGUCGUCUGCGAUUAUUCCGAUGGUGGCGAUUCCUUGGUGACGUCGCACCUGUCAGUGACGGUCUACGUGGAAGACAUAAACGAUCAUGCUCCACAAUUUGUCGAUGCACCUUAUCACGUAACUGUGGACGAACUUACUCCAGUUGGCGUGACGAUAUUUCGUGGGAUUCACGCAGUCGACGGGGACAAACCGAACACGCCGAAUAGCGACGUGCACUACGCGAUAGUGAAAGGCAACGAGCAGGGCAAAUUUUCACUCGAAUCCGGCCACAGAACUGCUCUCAUACUCCGUAAACCGGUAGACUACGACAACGGUGACCGCGAGUUCACGUUGGUUAUCGCGGCUACGGAUCGAGGAGUGCCAGCUAGGAGUACCAACACAACCGUCAAAAUCACGAUAUUGGACAACGAUGAUCUGGAUCCUAAGUUCACCAGGGACGUGUACAAAGCAAAAAUUUACGAGUUCUAUCCGAUGCCGGAAUACCCGAUCUUUAAACAGAUCAACUUCUCCACACCGAUCCAAGCUACCGACUGUGACAGGAACAUAAACAUGUCUGUGCGGUAUGACAUAAUAUCUGGCAACGAACGCGGUUUCUUUCACUUGGACCCAAAGAACGCUAGCCUGUUCCUCAAACGUCCGAUCGAUCUGGACGCCGAACGGAACCUACCAUCCAACACUUUCAUUCUACAAAUUCAUGCUUCCCAAGUGGACAAUCCCCUGAAGACAGCGGGAGCUCGCGUCGAGGUGGAAGUUCUAGACCUAAACGACAAUCUUCCCGAAUUCGAGGUGGACCUGUAUAAUAUCAGCAUCGUAGAGAAUCUGCCGAAUGGCUUUAGUGUGUUGCAAGUGAUUGCGCGUGACAAGGACCAAGACGAGAAUGGACAGUUCGAUUACGAACUUCGAGAUCCAUCCGGUGCCUUCUCAGUCGACGCUAAAUCCGGUUGGUUAACGGUGAAGGACCAGUCGGUUCUCGAUCGAGAGAAGCGCGAUCAUCUGCGAAUGAAGGUCGUGGCGAUCGAGAGAAAACCUAGCGUCGUUUUACGCAACGGGUCGCGGAAAAUGGAUGGUUCUUCCGUGGACGUCGAGGUGACAUUGCUCGAUGCCAAUGACAACAAUCCAAUCUUCGUGCCUGGCAAUCUCUACGAGUUGGUUGCUAAAACGGACUAUAAAGUGGGCACGGUGCUUGGCCAGGUGUACGCGGUCGAUGACGACCUGGGUCCCAAUGGCAUGGUAAGAUACAGAUUGCAGAAACCGGGGAACUCGACGACUCGCACACCACCGUUUAUGGUGGAUGAAAUCACCGGUAUGAUUACGGUCGCCGAGAGUCCGAUCCUCGAGGGAAGGCACGCGAUCUUCGUCGAGGCGGCGGAUCAACCGGCGAAUCCGAGCGAGAGGAGAUUCUCCCUAGCUGUGGUUACUGUGGAUGUUUUCAGAUCGAAUGGGCCGGAAUCGCUCGAGCCGGACUUUGUGGGGGCUCCUUAUGAAUUUUGGGUCGGUGCCAAUGUGGCAGUCGGUACUAGCGUCGGUCAGAUACGUUUGAACGACGCCGUGAAGACCAACGACCUGAUCUACGAUCUUUUACACAGCUACGAGGAGGGUGUCCCGUUUGCCGUGGAGGAGCGUUCGGGAACGAUCACCGUGGUCGAGGAGAUCGAACGAUUCGAUAGAUUGACCUACGACUUUGAAGCGAUCGUCACAGACGAAAGAGAUCUCAUGUUGAUUACUAACGUGUCCAUCCACGUGGUAGACCCUAGUGACGAGCGAGGCAUCUUUACGAAGGGAACGACCACCGCUCCUUUGGUGUUCCAUGCGAAGGAGAACGUAGCUGGUGCGUACAUCGGACAAGUGCUUCCCCAGAAUGGGACCGGCGCGGCCACUGCUGGCACUCGGUUCUUUAUCGUCAAUCAGCAGGAUGUACCCGACAUCUCGAUCACGGAGGAUGGCGCCCUGUACGCGCCUAAGGGUCUCGAUCGCGAGACGAGGCAGAAUUACAGCAUCACCGUGAUUGCAGAGAGUCCACGCGGCGUCGGUGUCUUCCAAGUCAGCGUGAUCGUCCUCGAUGAGAACGAUCAUGCGCCAGAAUUCACAAUGCCACUGUACGAGGGUCGAAUUCUGGAGAACAGUCCAGCCGGAACAAAAGUGAACUUAUCGAUACCUAUCGCGGCUACUGACAAAGACGAAGGCGUCAAUCGGAACUUUGUCUUUAGCCUUCACGGCGAGGGAAGCGAACUGUUUAGAAUCCAUCCAACUACGGGUUUAGUGUACUUCGAAGGAAUCGAUGACCGCAUGCUAGACAGGGAAGUGAAAGCAAACUAUAGUUUCACGAUCGUUGCUAAAGACAGUGGCGGUUUAACAUCCGAAGCGCGGCUGAAGAUAAUAGUAACCGACGUGAACGACAAUGCUCCGAGUUUUAUCCGAAUGAUCGUGCUCCCCGAUCAAGGUGUUCGCGUGUCGAGCGAACCUGAUACCGAGGCAUCAUUCGAAGGGAAUGACGUGCUUGAUACGAGCGAGCCCGGUGCCGGAAGUCAGCCACCGAACAGCCGUCGUUCGCCUCUUCUUCUCGUGCCAGAGAAUGCGACCAUUGGCGCGCCGAUAAUACGUCUGCUCGCGGAGGACAAGGACGAAGGAACAAACGCCGCGAUAACGUACAGCCUGGGGAACGAGACGACUUCUGGAGACGAUGUAAAGUCACGACGAUUCGACACCACCAACCGUAGAUACUUUCAUUUGGAUCCAAGGUCGGCUGAAAUAUCAGUAGCCAGAGGACUUCCAGCUGAGAAGAGCAUUCGUUUGUUCGUCCUAGCGAAAGAUUCUGGACGACUAUCUGACAAUAUCACCAUAAGGAUUCACGUGGUAGACGUGAACGAUCACGCGCCGAUCUUUGACAAGUCUUGGUACACUUUUGACGUGCCAGAAGGAAGUUACGCAGGCUACAAUUUGGGCGCUGUUCGAGCCAUUGAUGCAGACUUUGGAGUCAAUGCAAACGUCAGUUACGAAGCUGUCUCCGGUAAUGAUAACCUGGAGGAUCCUGCGAACGUGUCUAGGAUCUUUAACGUUGCUCCUUACGAAGGAAUUAUUAGAGUCACUGGAGUUUUGGACAGGGAGACUGCAGCUACUCAUCGUCUUGUGGUCAUGGCUCGUGAUAAUGGCUCUCCAAGAUUAAGUUCUACCGUGGAGGUAGAAGUGAACGUGUUGGAUGUCAAUGACAAUCCACCUAUGUUCUACAAUUAUCACGAAAUCGAGAAGAGUGAGAAUGGAGAUCCCAUACCGGUCUACCACGCAUCGAUCUUUGAAAACAGUCCUAUUGGCAGUCAAGUGAUCAAGGUAUACGCUAAUGAUUCGGAUUUUGCUGGAAAUGGAAAUGGGUUGAUCCUCUUCGACUUGAGUCAUCAAGGACAGCCUGAGAAGCAGUAUUUUGCUAUCGAUAGUAAAGAAGGUGUCAUCACGACAAUUGCUAAUCUGAAUUACGAGUCUCGCAAGAGUCAUAGAUUACUGGUCACUGCUAGUGAUUUAGGGUCUCCGGUUAGUCUGACAUCUACCGCAGUCGUGAUCGUUACCGUGUUGAAUGUGGACGACGACGAGGAAGAUGCGGAGAACGAGGUGCAGAAAACACCCUCUUUUAGACAUCGGUAUUACGAAGUAGAAGUUGAGGAGAACGUACCAGUGCCGAUUUUGGUCGCACAAUUAGAUUUAGCCGAUGGUCAGCAAAGCGAACACAUAAGAUACAGCAUCGUCGCAGACGACACGAAAGCGCGAGAACACUUCUCGAUCGACUCAAAGAACGGCUCGUUGUACCUGAUGACAGACGUGGACAGAGAGGUAAACGAUCGAUACGAGGCGAAGGUCAGGGUCGACAGGGUGAAGAUAGGUCGCGGGAUGUCCGUGAUGAUUUACCCGGUUGUUGGCGAAAGACUGAAUGGUCUAGCACCUAACGAGGCCAGGGUCGUUGUCAGGGUGAAGGAUGUUAACGACAAUGCGCCCAGAUUCAAAUCAAAGGGUCGACCCAUCCUCGCCGCGAUUCCUACCACUGCCCAUUAUGGGUAUGAGGUUGUCAAAGUGGAGGCAGAAGACCCGGACGAGGGAGCAAACGCCGAGAUCCGGUAUCAAAUUCUCGGACGGGAGGACGCGCCACGAUUUGCCAUUGACCCACUGAGCGGUCAAGUACGAUCCGUGGCGAGCUUUGGCCGUGACACUGGACGCGUUUUCGGCUUCGACGUGAAGGCCACCGACAGAAGGGGAGCCGAAAAUGGUCGCAGCAGUAUCGCCAAUGUCUUUGUAUACGUGUUGGAUGAUCAGAAGCAAGUCGUGAUGGUUGUUGGUCGGAGACCCAUUGAUAUCGAGCCGCAAUUGGAGAACAUCACCGCAAUACUACAAAAUGUGACUGGUCUGGACGUUCGAGUAAGGAAGCUAGAGCCACAUAUCGAAAGAAAUCUGAUCGAUGCUACAUCCACCGAUGUUUACCUUUAUGCGAUCGAUCCUCAUUUAAAUGUCAUGAUAGAUAUGGAUACACUGCACGACGUGUUCAACACAAAGAAAACGGAGAUCAAGCGCGAGUUGGACGAGUACGGCCUACUGGACAUUGCCGGAAACUCUCCGCGUCGGAAUAAUCAUCGUUACCUACUAUCUACCCUGGAAGUGGGUGCGGUAGUGCUUGGCUGUGUCGUCUUUGUCGGUGCCCUUGUUACUGCACUCUGCGUUACAUGCGUUCGCAGAAAUAAACGUCGCAGACGUCGGGAGAAAGCGAUGUUCUCGACCACCAGUCCGAUUGGAUUCGCUUUGGCAGAUCCGGCCGCCACGCUACAGAAGCCGCCUUUGUUCCCGACCUUCGUCGAUGGCCUUCAUUACGACCCUGAACCGUUCUGCACCGACAUGCCGAGGCGACAGAGCAUCUGUGAGCACGGAGCCAAUUGUGCCCGCUUCCACGCUGAACGCGAACAACACACGGCUCGCCGUGGAAUCGAACAAAGCCGCGACAGAAAGGGAAUUCCCAUAUGUUUCGCGAUGUCGAUGCUAGAGAGGCAAGGGGGUGGUUGCAGGAUGGGCGGUUGUAGUAAGCACGCCGGAAGGACGACAGGGACCCCGAAAGGACUCGAGGCAUCCGCGACGUCCUUGCAUUCCAGCGGUCAGGAUUCUGGGAUCGUGGCGCGCGCCUCCUGCCACUGCAGUCACUCGUCGAGCCCCUCCAGUGGCGAGAGCAGCAACGGGUACGAGGACUCUCUGAAAUCUCUACAGCGUCGCGAAAGGGGCAACGACAUGUCUCGUAGUAAUCACGAGAUCUCGAACGUGAUUGGAAGACGUGGGAAUCAAGCCACCUCGAAGAGACGACAACGGUUCAACUCGUUCUCGAACGGGGAAUCCGUUUACUCGCAGGAGAUGACGUUGCAGAGGGAGCAGCGUUGCUGCGUCGGAACGGAGAAGAGGCGAAAGAACGACGGGAUGACUCGCGAACAUCGACGUGCACAUUCCGAGGCGGAAAACAAUAUCACCGAGACGGUGAUACACGAACAUCCCGGAACCGAGAUCUCGCUGUCGAGCUCUUUGCAAAAUACGUCCACCCUUCACGGUGGCCUGUCAAGAUCUACCCACAUGUUGUAUUAACGACAAACGAGACUUAACGAAGGGAGGACUUCCAACGAGGAGCAAGAUUAUAGCCUUCCUGGCCAUGAGUUUUUUUUACUGCCCAUACCGUUGUUCGUCACUGGUCCACGGUUUUGUUAGGUGUUUCCGAUUUAACGAGCAAUAACAUUAAUUCCCUUUAACUGUCACUAUCGCGUUGCAGUUAUUUCGGAACAGGGAUUUUGUACGACUGAGAGGAGUUGUAUCUUUAAGAAGUUACCAAUUAACGAAACG
Messenger RNA from Bombus terrestris (buff-tailed bumblebee), 6748 nucleotides. RefSeq names its product cadherin-89D (gene Cad89D). The coding region runs from base 542 to 6496 and encodes 1984 amino acids. Gene Ontology annotation, molecular function: calcium ion binding; cadherin binding. The record is from RefSeq and is a predicted model, not a curated record. Lineage: Eukaryota; Metazoa; Arthropoda; Insecta; Hymenoptera; Apidae. Gene Ontology annotation, biological process: homophilic cell-cell adhesion. Gene Ontology annotation, cellular component: plasma membrane; catenin complex. The transcript has 25 exons.